Fundulus heteroclitus (mummichog) is the source of this 1314-nucleotide messenger RNA. Its product is annotated as hepatitis A virus cellular receptor 2 homolog. NCBI's taxonomy places the organism in Eukaryota, Metazoa, Chordata, Actinopteri, Cyprinodontiformes, Fundulidae. Bases 193 to 756 code for a protein of 187 amino acids. The record is from RefSeq and is a predicted model, not a curated record. The transcript has 3 exons.
UUCAGGUAUGGGCUCUACUUCGGAGAACAAGAGAUUAACAGCGGGGUUUUUAAUUUUUUUUGGUGGUUUUUCCAGUUUCUACUUCCGUGUUAUUCUAGAUUUCCCUGAAGCCAAGAGGCCAGAAAGCUUCUGUUAGUUUAGAUUAGACAGAUUUAGAGGAUCCUGCCUGCUGUGAGCAGCUCAGAGCGCAAAAUGACCGCAGCAGAGUUUUUAUUGCUUUUCCUGAUGAUCCUCUGUUCAUCUGGAUCUACAGAUCAGAAGAAGCGGACCGUCACAGCAGAACCGGGACAGAACAUCGUGCUGCCCUGCCGGGCCGCUGACAGCCGACCCGUCACGGCUGUGGAGUGGACCAGAACCGACCUGAAGACGUCAGAAUAUGUGCUGCUGUACAGAGACCAGCAGAUGGUUCCGUUCUACCAGCAUUCGUCCUUCAGGAACCGGGUGGACCUGCAGGACAGAACGAUGACGGCCGGAGACGUGUCUUUGGUUCUGAACAACGUCAGGUCCGAUGACACGGGAACGUACGAGUGUCGGGUUUUCCAGGCAGGAACCAGAAUCAGGAAGAGAGCCAAUCUGGACUCUGAGCCCAUCAGCACCAUCUACCUGGACGUAUCUCCAGAUCCCUUCAGGAGCCGGGAGAACCGGAACCGAGGGAACAUGGAUGGUUGGAACCAGCUUUCAAGAAACCGGGUUGGAUCUGUCGGACCUUCAGCUGGUCUGGUUCUUCUUUUCAGUGUGCUGUUGUGGGUUUGGUGAUCCGGAAAAGAGGAAGAACCCACCUGGUUCAUGAGCCACAGCCUGAGAAGAUUCUGAUGUCCUCCAGAUGACCUCUGACCUCCAGAGGACCUCUGACCUCCAGAGGACCAGAGGUCUUCUGGUUCUUCUGAUGGCCUGAAUCUGCUGAUGGUUCUGAAAAACAGCUUCAACAGAAACGAGGAACCCAAAGGAGGCCCAGGAGGAGAGCGUCUUAAUUAAUCCUGAUUGGACGGUUCAAAUCCGGCUCCUCCAAUCAGAGAAGAGCUCCAGCUGUGUCAGGGCUGCUGUGAUUGGGUGUUGGUCUGAUUUUGAACUUGGCUUUGCUCCAGACCUCAGGUUGGUAUUCCAGCCGUUUGAGUUGUCUGGCUGAUAAAGUUUAGUUCUGGUAAGCUGUUCUAAAGCUUUCUUUGCUGGACUUUGGAUUUGUUUCACUUUUUUCUGUGUGUACCAAAGGUUUAUUUUUGUAAACCUGAGUUGGUGGUUUGUACUCGUUGGAGUUCUUCCUUGUGUUAUUUUUUAUUUUUUAAAGACUGAAACACAAAACAAUAAAUCUCUUUU